Molecule: messenger RNA, 2291 nt
Organism: Jaculus jaculus (lesser Egyptian jerboa)
Lineage: Eukaryota; Metazoa; Chordata; Mammalia; Rodentia; Dipodidae
Gene: Tsnax
Product: translin associated factor X
Exons: 6
Coding region: 135-1007 (290 amino acids)
Cellular component (GO): cytoplasm; nucleus
Molecular function (GO): RNA binding; RNA endonuclease activity; sequence-specific DNA binding
Source: RefSeq, a predicted model, not a curated record
AAACGCUUCCGGCGUGUCCACGUCGGCCUUCGGCGCGUGCCCGGGAUUCGUUCCUCCCGCGCUCUCCGGUGGCCGGCGCUGUCCCCUCGGCCGCACGACUUCGCGGGCGCGCGUGGAGCGCAGGCCCCGCCACCAUGAGCAGCAGAGAAGGACCGGGAGGGUUCAGGAAGAGGAAGCAUGACAACUUCCCACAUAGCCAGAGGAGAGACGGCAGAGACGUCAGUUCGUCUUCACCCGUCAUGUUGGCCUUCAAAUCGUUUCAACAGGAGUUGGAUGCAAGACAUGACAAAUAUGAGAGACUUGUGAAACUAAGUCGAGAUAUAACUGUUGAAAGUAAGAGGACAAUUUUUCUUCUCCAUAGGAUUACAAGUGCUCCUGAUAUGGAAGAAAUAUUGGCUGAAUCAGAAAUUAAGUUGGAUGGUGUCAGACAGAAAAUAUUACAUGUAGCCCAAGAACUCUCAGGAGAAGACAUGCAUCAGUUCCAUCGAGCCAUUACUACAGGGCUCCAGGAGUAUGUGGAGGCUGUUUCUUUUCAGCAUUUCAUCAAAACACGUUCACUAAUCAGUAUGGAAGAGAUCAAUAAACAAUUGACAUUUACAACAGAAGACAGUGGGAAAGAAAACAAAACUCCCUCCUUGGAUUCCCAGGAUAAGCAGCUUGUCACUUGGAGACUGAAAAUCACACCUGUUGAUUACCUGCUGGGAGUGGCCGACCUAACAGGAGAACUGAUGCGGAUGUGCAUUAACAGUGUGGGGAAUGGGGACAUUGACACCCCCUUUGAAGUGAGCCAGUUUUUACGCCAGGUUUAUGAUGGGUUCUCAUUUAUUGGCAACACUGGGCCAUAUGAGGUUUCAAAGAAGCUGUAUACCUUGAAACAGAGUCUGGCCAAAGUGGAGAAUGCUUGCUAUGCCCUGAAAGUCCGGGGCUCAGAGAUUCCCAAACACAUGCUGGCAGAUGUGUUCUCAGUUAAAACAGAAAUGAUUGAUCAGGAAGAGGGCAUUUCUUAGGCUUGGAGACAAAGUUAUACCACCCCGCUAUUCCCCUUGGAACUCCCAAGAGACCAGUUUGUGAGACUGUUAUUUAGUGUUACUGCAUUUGACUUUAGUGUGGCUUUUACGUAGACGUGUUUCCACUUAUACUAGUUUGAAGCCAUGUACAGGCUGUGUAUAAAUUUAUCCAGAUGAUGUUUGUUAUUCAUGAAGGUUUGCAUAUAUGCCUCAGUUGGUUAACGUUCAUUUUUCUGUUAUGUGAACGUGCUUCAGAAACCUCUGGGCUUGAGCUUCUUGUUUAAGUUCUUGGUAAUACUGUGCCAAGCCUUCGAAUUUGACUCAGUCUGUGAAAUAAGGAUUAAAAUUUGGUAAUCUCUCAGUAUUUUUAAGUACAACUUUUGUUCAUAUUAUAGUGAGAGCUCAUGUAAAAUUCUGGCCCGUUUUAGGCCACUCUGAAUUUAUAGCCUUCCAUAAAAACUAACCCAAAUGUUAGUUUCUCCACUUAGUUUCUGUUGUUUUUCACAGAUCUGAUGGGGAUUGAAGCUCACAUUGUAUUAUUUUCACCGGUCAGGUUGAGCUGGAUUAUGUGCUUGUUUGUAUGUAAAGCUGGAAAGCUUUCAGUACUGACAAGUUAGCAGGGUUUUUGUUACUAGGCAUGUUUGGAAGGUUUCCUGUUGUAGUAUCUCUUAGAAAUCAUAUUUAAACAAAUACAAUGAUACUUUAAACACUAAGUUAAUUCAAACUUGUAUAUUUGUCCAUGGUGUUAAUUGAUAAAGUUGCCAAAGAAAAUGUAUCAUAUAUAAUUCAGCAAUAAGACAGUUGUCAGCGCAGUUGCCAGGAGCACCGGUCGUCUCGAGCAGCCUUGUGAUUGAAGUUGCCGCCUGAAUCAGUCAUAGAUGAUUGUGAUGUGCAGCCGGCUUGAGCAUGACCCUGCUGGCUGAACACCACACAUUUCCUAUUGGUCUUAGGAAUUUUCAGAACCUAGAUACUGGGUUUUAUUUUUGGAAAUAUGUCUGGUUGUAAUAGGGGCCGAUUCUUUUAAAAUGUACUUUUCUAAGAAAUCUUACCUAAGGGAAAUAAAAUGGUGACAUGCCUGCUAAGCUGGAGUGCUGGUUUGGUGGUGGGGAUCGGUCUCCUUGCGCUGAGGCACUGCUUCCUUAGUUAGUCCCCUUGCAGUUUUUUUUUUUUUUUGUUUCUUCUACCAGUUCAAGUUAAAUUGAUAAUGUUAAAAGUAAAAUAAGGACGGAUUGAUGAAUGUUUUACAGAUACUCAAACAAGUUUUGAAUAAACUAUUAAAAUACA